GAAAAGUGGCAAGUUGGACGUGUGACGACGAAGCAGUGGAGAAGUUACACAAUAUAACCAAAAACGUUAAUAAAUCAAGUUUUUUGCCUAUAGUCUGUUAGUGAAAUUUAAAGUGUAUAGUGGCUAGCUGUUUCUGCGAGCUCAAGCUGAUACCUAGUUCGGGAAAAUAUUAGGAAUAGGUCCAUAUCAUCACAAAAGAAAUUAGCAGGCUUGCUAGUCGAGCUAGCCAACAGCAGCGUUUGCUUGUUACCUCGCGAUAAAACCAUAACUUAGGUUUCCGACAAGGCGAAAUCACUUACGAAGUUCUGUGAGUAACUUCGAACAGAUUAAGUAAAAGUUCACGGUAUAUUCAAAAAGUCAGAUAAUUGAGUUAUUUGAAGUUGUGAAGUGUGGUCGGUUUGCAGAGGCUUCCACUAAGGAUGUCUUGUAGAAGUGGAGUUGGCAGGGGGGGCACCUCGGGUGUUCAACCCCUCAAAGCCACAGUCCCCUUCCAGCUACACAACAAAGCCCAGCCGCGUCCGAGGGAUGCCAAGACAGCUGAGAAGACCAAGUCACGGCCUCCGAAACCGAGCAUUCGCCGGACCCUGUCUCUGGACAACAUGGUGGGCCCCUACCUGCAGGGCCAGUGGCCCAAGGAGCCGCACCAGGCAGCCUCCUGCGUCAACGACAAAGCCACUCAGACGCCCAGCACCUGGUCGGACGAGUCGCGGGGCCGGAGGGCGGGCGUGGGCCACAAGCGCUCGGCAUCCUGGGGCAGCGCGGAGCACCUGAAGGACAUCGCCAAACUCAAACACCACCUGCAGAAGCGCUCCAAGCACGGGGUCCCAUCGGGCCACGGGCGGGACCCCCAGCAGCAGCAGCAGCACCCCCCGCCCGCGGGCCACGCCCUGGGGGCCACGCAGACGAUGCCCCUCACACCCCUGUGCCGAGUGACCCCCCGCCUGCGCCACAGUGUGGAGGGUUUGAACCUGGAGCUGGAGAGGGUGUUUGUGCACGAGAGCCCUGCAGAGCGACCGCAGAUCCUGGACGUCCCGGACGGCCACAGAGCCCCGGUGCCCGCCCAGAGGUGCAGCAGCGACUCGCAGAGCGACCCCUCGCCCGCACUCCUCUCUCCUCCCCCCUCCCCCUGCUCUGCGGGGGAAACAGCGGACACGGCGGACUCCGGGACCCUGUGCUCCUCCCCCUCGCCCCCCCCGGGCAGCGCCGGGCCCUCCCCCUGCUCCCCGCGUCCCCGCAAGACCUGCAGCUUCCAGAGGGAGCCGCCCGAGGGCUGCGAGAGAGUGCGCGUGUGUGAGGAAGCGCUCUCUCCGUGUGAGGGCCAGGCUGCCCCACGCCCCUCCUGCCCCGACCCCAACAAGGUAAACUUCACUCCCCACGGAGGCUCCGCCUUCUGCCCCGUCAGCCUGCUCAAGCCCCUCCUCCCCUCCAUGGACAUCCUGUUCCGCAGCCUAUCGGUGUCCCCCGUCGCCGCCCGCCCGGGGCAGGGCGGGGCUCCCGCGGUGGGCGGGUACCUGGGAGCCCUCCCGGACUCUGCCACCACCGCCAUGUGAUUGGGGAGCGGAGCGGAGGAGGCGGAGACUGUGAAACAGCCACCGGCUCUCCCGUCUUUCGGCGAGGAUUUUCCCCCCAAAUGGAGGAAGAACCCCAAAUCGAUCCACAAAAAAAAGUGCUUCUCCCACCUCUGUGCAGAUUCUGAGUCAAAACUGCUUUGGUCUCUCUCUGUGUUUACGUCAGUACGAAGACUCACUCCCUCUGGGUGCUCACACACCCCACCUGCUGGACAGUAGGAACACUGACAUCUCACAUGAGGACCACUGAAGGACCUAUCGCAUUGCAGCUGUGCCUGUGACACCAGGACUAAAGGACCUAUUGCCUCGUAGGCAAGCCUAUCACAUGACGGCUAAAGGACCUAUCGCAUCACAGACUGUGCCUGUGCGUCACACUGUACACACUGUUUGUUGGCUUUGUGCACGAAGCCAGGCGUCACAUCUUUCAAUGAGAAAAAUGAAACUUCACUGUGUUUUGUAUGUUAGCCUGAUA
This is a messenger RNA of Anguilla anguilla (European eel), 2040 nucleotides long. RefSeq names its product protein FAM117A-like. The record is from RefSeq and is a predicted model, not a curated record. Lineage: Eukaryota; Metazoa; Chordata; Actinopteri; Anguilliformes; Anguillidae. The transcript has 8 exons. The coding region runs from base 420 to 1550 and encodes 376 amino acids.